Molecule: messenger RNA, 840 nt
Organism: Trypanosoma brucei brucei TREU927
Lineage: Eukaryota; Euglenozoa; Kinetoplastea; Trypanosomatida; Trypanosomatidae
Product: protein phosphatase 2C, putative
Exons: 1
Coding region: 1-840 (279 amino acids)
Source: RefSeq, a predicted model, not a curated record
AUGUUUACACCGUCGACCCGAUUUCUCUGUUCAGCUAGGCCCCUGCUGUGGUUUGGUCGUCGUGGUGUGUUUGCGGCACCGCAUCCUGAAAAAGCCAAAACAGGCGGCGAGGAUGCCUUUGUGGUUCACACAAGUGGAAUUGGAGUUGCGGAUGGUGUGGGUGGCUACGCAAGUUAUGGUGUUGAUCCGGGAGUAUACACGCGGAAUGUCAUGAAACAUACGCUUCGUGCGCUCCAAGAAGAUGACAACCGCGGGACCAUUGGGGCGUUGCAGGCCUUAACCUACGGGUACACGGAGGCGCAGAAGCUGAAGCAGCCCGGGGGUUGCCCCGUAACUCUUGUGACCCUUCUUGACGGUCGCUUUGCCUCUGUCUUGAACCUUGGAGACUGUGGGACGAUUUGUUUGCGUAGUUCCAAGCUUUUCUUCGCAACAGAACCCCAACAGCAUAGCUUCAACUGCCCGUACCAGCUCCCCGAGGAUCCGCCGAGCGUUGGGGACCGAACAACGCUGGAGGUAAGUGAGGGCGACGUAUUUUUGUGUGCAAGUGAUGGAUUGCUCGACAAUGUUGAUAUGUCAGACAUUCUUCGGCAUCUCGACGCUGUCAACCGUGAUGGAUGCCAACGGGUCGCGGAAAACCUUGUGGCUUGUGCGUGCCGGAACGGUGCAAACAAGGGAUUUGACUCGCCGUUUGCCAAGCAGGCGCGCGCUGUAGGCUACCACUACAUGGGCGGGAAACAGGAUGAUGUAACUGUUGUAGUGGCGCAGCUGACCCGUGGGACUGUGGCACCAGAUGAUUGUCCUAGCCUUAUCACGGAGCUUCUCGAUGUGCACAAGACAUGA